Messenger RNA from Amoebophrya sp. A120, 343 nucleotides. Lineage: Eukaryota; Dinophyceae; Syndiniales; Amoebophryaceae. The record is from the annotation of a GenBank genome assembly.
AUGCGGUCGGGAGGGCCACGACAGUGGGCAAAAAAAACUAGUCUUGUUACGGUGGUGGAACGCGUCAAUUUUUCGCUGUCCUUGUCCCAGAUGGUGAAGAUCCUGUCUGAUAUGUUGCUUUCUAGCCACGACCUGUGUGUAGAACAUGACUGCUAGUAGAUGAACCUGACCCGGUCCCCCUGGACGCGGCUGCAGAAGCAAGGCAAACCGCAAUACUGCAAGAUGCCCCAUAAUUCUCACGAACGACAGCGACGCCUUUGAACAUCACGCCUUGGACUUUUAUUAUUUUCCAAGAUUCACAACAAAACACUCGAAAGAAAAAAAAACACACACAAGCAACGGC